Messenger RNA from Protopolystoma xenopodis, 939 nucleotides. NCBI's taxonomy places the organism in Eukaryota, Metazoa, Platyhelminthes, Monogenea, Polystomatidea, Polystomatidae. The record is from the annotation of a GenBank genome assembly.
AUGGCUACUCUUUUAUCCCACCAAUGCCCUGAAGGGACUUAUUCAUUUUCAAGUCAGCCUAAGGUUGCCCCUCAAAGGAGAAAUUAUCAGGAUAAAUUUAAAUGCCAUAUAUUGCCUAUUUCUGCUCAACCAGAUCCCCUUGAACUGCAACGGCAGGCGGAGCUUAGACGUCGCCUUAUCGCCCGCCGAAGAGCCAAGGAACAACUAAGGUCUCGAACACCUCCACCAAUGGAAGGAAGGCAGAAUCAAGAUGUCCAAACGCAUCUUUAUCUCGAGGAAUUAGUCAGAAUUGAAGAGACUGAAGCCGAUUCCCAGACAGAUGCUUUUCUGGAUAUACCAGAGCCUCCUUUAUUUAUACCUGCAAAGGUUGGAAGGGAUGUCUCAACACAAAUUCUUGAUGGAGAGCUCUUUGAUUUCGAUCUAGAGGUUGUGCCUAUUUUGGACGUUCUUGUAGGCAAAACAAUAGAACAAUCUUUGCUUGAAGUAAUGGAAGAAGAGGAACUAUCCGAUUUACGGGCUCAACAAAAUGCAUUUGAAGAAAUGAGACAGGCUGAGAUGUAUGAACAACAACGCCUUCAGGAAAAGGAUAGGAGAUUGAGGGAAGAAAAGGAACGCCGUCGUCAACAGCAGUUGGCUACUCAUAAGCGUAGGAGAGAACUAACACAAAAAAUAGCUGCCAAAGCAUUUGCCACUGCAUAUUUAGCUGAUUUAGUCCCGAAUGUAUUUGGACAACUAAGUGAGCAUGGAUAUUUCAGUGAUCCAAUAGAAAAAGAUAUUGAAGAUGGCUAUCUUCCUUGGUUGAUGCUUGCUGUAAAUGAAGAACUUUUGCUCCAAGCAAAAGCACGUUUGGUCUUGGAUGGAAUGAUAAGAGAAGUAAAUUUUGCUUUGUACUUAUUCCAAUACUUUUCUACGUUAAUUUCUAAUGAAGCUCAAUUAUGA